This is a messenger RNA of Rhea pennata, 1439 nucleotides long. RefSeq names its product protein arginine methyltransferase 5 (gene PRMT5). Lineage: Eukaryota; Metazoa; Chordata; Aves; Rheiformes; Rheidae. The record is from RefSeq and is a predicted model, not a curated record. The coding region runs from base 1 to 1371 and encodes 456 amino acids. The transcript is spliced from 12 exons. Gene Ontology annotation, cellular component: cytosol; nucleus. Gene Ontology annotation, biological process: peptidyl-arginine N-methylation; regulation of DNA-templated transcription.
AUGGCCCCAAAUCGUCCCGGAACAGCCCAAAACAGCCCCAAAUCGCAUGGAAACGGCCCCAAAUCGCCCCCGCUGGAGCUGGGCCCGGACCUGCCGUCGGCGGCGGCGCUGGACCGCUGGCUGGGCGAGCCGCUGCGCGCCGCCAUCCUGCCCACCCGCCUCUUCCUCACCAACAAGCGCGGCUUCCCCGUCCUGGCGCGGCCCCACCAGCGCCUGCUCGUCCGCCUGCUGCGGCUGGAGGUGCAGGUGGUGCUGUGGGGCGCCCCACACCACGGCGCCAAGCCCCUCGGCUCCUACCUCCAGUACCUCGAGUACCUGAGCCAGCACCGGCCGCCCCCCUCCGCCUACGAGCUCUUCGCCCGCGGCUACGAGGACUACCUGCAGUCCCCCCUGCAGCCCCUCAUGGACAAUUUGGAGUCGCAGACCUACGAGGUCUUCGAGAAGGAUCCAAUCAAAUACUCCCAGUACCAGCAGGCCAUCUAUAGGUGCCUGCUGGACCGCGUCCCCGAGGAGGAGAAGGACACCAACGUGCAGGUGGUGAUGGUGCUGGGGGCCGGGCGGGGGCCGCUGGUGGCGGCGGCGCUGCGCGCGGCUCGCCAGGCCGCCCGGCGCCUCCGCGUCUACGCCGUCGAGAAGAACCCCAACGCCGUCGUCACGCUGGAGAGCUGGCAGUACGAGGAGUGGGGCGCGCAGGUGACGGUGGUGGCCCGCGACAUGCGCGAGUGGCGGGCGCCCGAGGCCGCCGACGUCGUCGUCUCCGAGCUGCUCGGCUCCUUCGGCGACAACGAGCUGUCGCCCGAGUGCCUCGACGGCGCCCAGCGCUGCCUCAAAGCCGGCGGCGUGAGCAUCCCGUGCGCCUACACGUCCUUCCUGGCGCCCAUCUCGUCCUCGAAGCUGUACAACGAGGUGCGCGGGUGCCGCGAGCGCGACCGGCACCCCGAGGCGCAGUUCGAGACGCCCUACGUCGUCCGGCUCCACAACUUCCACCAGCUGGCGCCGCCCCAGCCCUGCUUCGCCUUCCGGCACCCCAACCCCGACCCGGGGCGGGACAACAGCCGGUACCGGCGGCUCUCGUUCCGCGUGGGCGUCAACACGGUGCUGCACGGCUUCGCCGGCUACUUCGAGACCACCCUCUACGGCGACAUCACCCUGAGUAUCCGCCCGGAGACCCACUCGCCGGGAAUGUUCUCCUGGUUCCCCAUCUUCUUCCCCAUCAAGCAGCCGCUGACGGUGCGGGCCGGCGAGGAGGUGGCCGUGGCCUUCUGGCGCUGCGCCAGCCCCAAGAAGGUCUGGUACGAGUGGGCGGUGACGGCGCCCGCCUGCUCCGCCCUGCACAACCCCACGGGCCGCUCCUACACCAUCGGCCUCUGAGCCGCCGCCGGCCCCCGGCCCCCCCCCCAGCAUCCCGCCCCGCGCCAAUAAAGCUCGCGCAAACCUGG